Messenger RNA from Vigna angularis (adzuki bean), 2090 nucleotides. Its product is annotated as probable lipid-A-disaccharide synthase, mitochondrial. The record is from RefSeq and is a predicted model, not a curated record. Gene Ontology annotation, molecular function: lipid-A-disaccharide synthase activity; phospholipid binding. Gene Ontology annotation, biological process: lipid A biosynthetic process. The transcript has 9 exons. Lineage: Eukaryota; Viridiplantae; Streptophyta; Magnoliopsida; Fabales; Fabaceae. The coding region runs from base 563 to 1852 and encodes 429 amino acids.
UGAAAAUUUUAAUUUAAUUUAUUUUGUCAUGUAUACAGUACAUGUUAAGGAACUUGUUGCUUUAUAAGUUUAUAAGGUUAGGUGUCAAAUAAAAUUCCAAUUUUACAUUUAACACCAAAAAUAUAUUUAAUCCAAUAAAUAACUAUCCUUAAAAAUAAUUUAUUAAAAUUUUUAUGUAUCGAUUAUAAAUGUAAGAACUCCACCAAUACCCGUAUCCGUACACGCUGCGGUGCCGUCAUCUAACGACAGUUUGACUGGCGCUUCAAGGCAAGCUAACCUGCGCAGCGCAUCAUGCUCUCUAAUUGGAUUCCUGCGAUUUCGUUGGGAGCAAAAGCUUUGAUCAGAAGGAAAUGGAAUCGAAACCCUAAUCCAAUGAUCGUGAGUGUGCAGUGGUUCUCAUUUUCUUCUUCCAAAGCUCCAAUAGACAUGGCUGCCAGAGAUGGAGAACUGAGGGUUUUUCUUGUUGCCGGUGAAGUUUCUGGAGAUUCCAUCGCUUCUCGCCUAAUGGCUUCGCUUCGACUUUUCUCCCCUUUCCCUCUUCGCUUUGCUGGUGUUGGUGGGCAUGUCAACUUCUUUUUUCAUUCUAUCACAAGUAUACGCUGAAAUACACUCGAAGUCUCGGUUUAUUUUGGCUAAGAUGGCAAGUGAAGGGUUGAAGUCUCUAUUUUCUAUGGAAGAUAUUUCGGUAAUGGGGCUUUGGGAGCUUUUGCCUCAUCUGUAUAGAAUCAGACUAAAGUCUUUGGAUGAAGAACAGGGUACCUGGUUGCUACCUGAAAAAGAGCUAAAACUGAAGGAAACAGUUGAAGCAGCUGUUCUAUUUGAACCUCAUGUUGUAUUAACGGUUGAUUCUAAGGGCUUUUCUUUUCGGUUCUUGAAACAACUUAGAGCUAGAUACAUUCAGAAAAAUAUGGAUUUUCCAUCACACUUUCACUAUGUAGCACCAUCAUUCUGGGCAUGGAAAGGAGGUGAAGCAAGACUUAGAGGACUAGCAGAAUUUGUGGAUCAUCUAUUGUGCAUACUUCCAAAUGAAGACAGAAUAUGUAGAUUGAAUGGAUUGCACGCAACAGCUGUUGGGCAUCCGGUCUUGGAAGAUGUUCUGGAAUUGAAUUUGAGAAACAAGUCCACGAUUCAUGAAUGGAGGGCAAAAGGCAAUGCUGAAGAUUUCCGAAAUAAGUAUGCAGUGCCAGCAGGAGCCACUGUGAUUAGCUUACUUCCUGGAAGCAGAGUACAAGAAGUCAGUCGGAUGCUUCCCAUCUUUUCAGAUACUGUGGAACUGAUGAAAGACACAGUUCCACACUUGAUGACAGUCAUUCAUGUAGCACCUAAUGAGCAUGUGGAAAAUUUUAUAGCUGGUGCUAUUCAUGGAUGGCCUGUGCCAGUUAUAUUGAUUUCAGGUGGAACAACACAACUAAGAUAUGAUGCUUUUAGUGCAAGUAGAGUUGCUUUAUGCACAUCUGGAACCGUUGCUGUGGAGCUGCAGCUUGCACGAUUACCCUGUGUUGUUGCAUAUCGUGCCCAUAUAUUGACAGAAUGGUACGUUCGGUACAAUGCUAAGAUACAGUACAUGUCACUUCCCAAUAUUUUUUUGGACAAGGCCAUUAUUCCUGAAGCACUCUUUCAAUCUUGCAAACCGGCAAACUUAGCCUUGUUGCUCAAUGGUUUAAUACAUGAUAGUGGUUGUCGAGAAGAACAAAUAAUUGCAGCACAAAAGUUUGUCAAGCUUCUAUUGCCUUCAGAGAGAACAAAGCACAACCUUCCACAACAAACUUCGAGAUCUUAUGUGGACUACACUCCAAGUGCAAUUGCAGCAUUGACUAUAUUAAACCAUGCGAAACCAGUGACUAGUAUCUAACGACAUCUCUUUCUGCGAUUCUUUGCCUUUGGAUUUUUAAACUGCAAAGGAAUGUCUGUCUGCAGCUGGAAGAACAAUGAUCUGAAGCCCUACGUUGUUUUCUGCGUGGACCCUGAGCGACGUCUGGCCAUCAAAUCCGACAACUUCGACAAUACCUCCCUCGUCUAGAACGAGCGGCGACAUGUGGCCUUUGCGUCCCAUUACUGAAUAUGAUGGAGUGAAAAAGGGAAUGCGGUAA